AUGGCCCGAUCCCCAUCUCCCAGCCCAAGGGCUACUAAAACAACGAGCAGAGCACCGUCCGUUGUUGACGUCCCCAUUGUGUCUUCCUCUGUUGUCUCGUCACCGGCGCUGCGCCCUACCACAACAUCACCUCCAGUCGACGAAUGCGAACUCAGCACUUUACCCGAUCCGCGCAGCCGAGCUAUGAGCCCUGCGAGCGACGCCGAAACUGCCCAUCAUCCGGAUUUAAACGAUGAAGUUGCAACCUUGAGUGCCAAGUUGAUUAAUGCCAUCAACCACCAAACAACUCUUGACGAUACGCUAUCAGCUACGCGCCAGGAGCUGGAAAGAGCGCGCGAUAAAAUCAAGCAUUUGGAGGAGCAGAACGAAUCCCAGCGGGAAAUGCUUGCUGGCGACAUCUGGAUUCGCCGGAAGACCGCAGAGGACGAGAAGAAAACGAUCAUGCUCCGUCUUACGCAGGAGAAGAAGUUGCGGGAGGAUGCUGAGAAGGAGACCAAGAGGAUUGAACAAGAGCUGGAGAACUUGACCACGGCCUUGUUUGAGGAAGCAAACAAGAUGGUCAUCUCAGCUAAAGAAGAGGCACGACUGGAGCAGGAAGCCCUUCAAAAGAAGAACGACCACUUGCGGUCCCAACUGGGCGAUAUGGAGGCCUUGCUGACCUCCCAGCAGCAGCAACUCGCCGAUUUAAAGCACGUCAUGGAGCAAUUGACCGCCGAAAAGGACGACGCUACAAUUGGAACUGCUCCUCCCUCGCCUGGCUUCAGCAAACUUGAAAUCAAGGAUGACGAGCGCUCGGAAGGCCUUGUCUCUUCGUCUCUCGUGGACCCCACUACGCCAACAUAUCCCACUAGCUUGUCACAUCUCAUUCAGCCGGUUCUCAGGACUGACUUGGGCGCAUUCGAAGACUUUAUCAGUCUCACACGCUUGUCUCGCAACCGUGCAGGAAGCCGUGUGUCGUCCGGCUCCUUUAAUGGCCUCCACGGAUUAGGUCUUGGUAUCGGGGGCAGCACCUCUAGCGCUCACCCCUCCAACGCGUCGACUGCUUCUCUCUCCACAACAGGAACCUCUGCGACGUCUUCACCGCAGACACCAAACACCCCGGCCUCCGUCUCGAGCACAGCUUCAUCCAACUUGGGCCCACCCCCACCGGCUCUCAAGGAAACAAAGUUCUUCAAACGUGUCUUGGCCGAAGACGUAGAGCCAACACUCCGACUGGAUAUCGCCCCGGGUCUCUCUUGGCUUGCGCGCCGUAGCGUUUUAAAUGCCAUGAGUGACGGCUCGAUCGUGGUGGAGCCAAUUCCCACCAAUGCGCCAUUUGCGUCACUUGUCAAACCGCAGUUCUAUCCCUGCUCCUUGUGCGGCGAUGCGCGCAAGGACGAGGAGCAUCUGCGAACCUACCGCUUCCGAACCAGCGAGUCCGAGACAGCACAGCGCUAUCCCCUCUGCAAAUACUGCUUGGGCCGUGUGAGGUCCACUUGUGAUUUCCUCAACUUUCUACGCAUACUAAAAGACGGCCACUGGCGAGCGGAAGGCGAGGAUGCAGAGAAGGCAGCUUGGGAAGAGAGUGUUCGCUUGCGCGAGCAGAUGUUUUGGUCUCGCAUAGGCGGUGGCGUUGUUCCCGCUAGCCAUCCUGUGCCUUCCUCGGAUAGGAGUCCCAGAACCAGCCAAGAGAGCGAUUCUAGGAAUGCUGCACCGGGGGCAGUAGUAACAGUGGCGGAAAGCCCCAACGAUGAUGAUGACCAUUUUGCCACUCCUUUGGAAGAGACUACGACUCAAAUGGACACCGGAGUCUCGCUGGCGCGGCCAUCUACGCCCUGCCCGAGUGACCAAACCCCAACAAACUCCCUGUCAUUGGAAAAAGGUGACAUAACCGAGAAGGAGGGAGACAAACGCCUCUCUAUCAACAUUCCCAAUUCGGAAGCGGAGCAUCCUGCUAUUACAGCUGUUGCUGAAGGGCAAUAA
This is a messenger RNA of Colletotrichum graminicola M1.001, 1962 nucleotides long. RefSeq names its product GDP/GTP exchange factor Sec2p. Bases 1 to 1962 code for a protein of 653 amino acids. Gene Ontology annotation, biological process: exocytosis. NCBI's taxonomy places the organism in Eukaryota, Fungi, Ascomycota, Sordariomycetes, Glomerellales, Glomerellaceae. The transcript has a single exon. Gene Ontology annotation, molecular function: guanyl-nucleotide exchange factor activity. The record is from RefSeq and is a predicted model, not a curated record. Gene Ontology annotation, cellular component: Golgi to plasma membrane transport vesicle; cell tip.